Molecule: messenger RNA, 5028 nt
Organism: Brachypodium distachyon (stiff brome)
Lineage: Eukaryota; Viridiplantae; Streptophyta; Magnoliopsida; Poales; Poaceae
Exons: 3
Coding region: 2398-4692 (764 amino acids)
Source: RefSeq, a predicted model, not a curated record
UAAAAAAAAAAAAUACUCCAGUCGACCUCGCCGCCGCCCUCUGCGCGGUCCGUUUCGGGUCAGCGGCCGCCGGAAAUCUCUCACCCCCUUUGGAGCCAAGGAGGAGUCGAGGAUCUUGGAGCGAUGGAUUCUUCUUCAGAAAGCGCGCCCUCUGAUCGCGAAGAAGAGCAGCCGGCGUGGUCCCUGCCGCUGCCGGCCGCCUUUCUACAGUUCCUCGGCGAGAACGGCCUGGACCCCAUGCCGUACUCCGUGUCGGAAACCAUUCCGUGGUACAUCAGGGAUGGUGGCAGAGAUCGAAAGCGAACUCAAGUGCGAUCUCCAGAAGGUUCCAUGGCUGCCGGCUUCUACGCUAUUCCGCCUGAAGUUCAGAUUGCUGAGUCCAAGGCUUAUCCGCAAGGCAAGGUCCUAGUGGAUGCAGAGUGUACUCAUGAUGGAUCAAUAAAUAAAUUCAGAAGUUUGAGUUCUGGGGUGGAAAACAAUAGAUCGACGUGUGCUCGACGCACAACGAACUGAGAACCUGUUCCAUCUAUAGGUUCUACUUUCAUUCUUGAUGCUAGCUUAAAGGCUUGGCACUCGAUCCAGAUAUUAUAUCUUUCCCAUCUUAAAAUCCAAUUCUUGACAAGCUGAAGUUUAUGCUUGUGAAUUUUGAUGAGCUUGCUUUGCUACGCAUCUACAUCUUCUCACAAAUGGUUAAACCGGUGAUCACUUGUAUAUAGUACUUGUAGGCGCGUAAUUUUUUGGCAUGCAAACCUUUUAUACGGAGUAGUUUAUUUUCACAGUCUAGUCUUUGUGGUUCAUACCCGUAUGACCAUAUCACUUACUGUUUACCUCCGAAUAGCUUGACUGUCGCACAAAAUGAGGAUGUCGUUUAGCAAUUUCUUUCAAAAUAUCCCUCAGUGGUUACAACUUUGUUUUUUUGCUCACUCCCUUGUAUUUAAGUUGGAAACGAACUCCUUGAUAUCUUAAAUUUUACGAGAUGUCGCUUAUCACUUCUAUAAUGGCCCCUUCAUUAUUGGUUAAUUUGCAAUCUGCAGAGCUGCAAAGGAUCAGCUGAUAUUUGGCCCUGCAGAAGUGGCAGCAUCCAGAAUACCUUGAGAUUUGAUCCAGCGACUUCACAAACCAGUAGCCUUUUUGUUGCUAAGCUCAUUAAAUACAGUCUUAGAGCAUAGUUAGAUGCUCAUAGUGUGAGAUGUUGCAGCCAAAUACCCAAUAAAAAUGACAUUUUUUCUCAAAGCAUGAAAAUUGAAAAGUAUUCAGAUUUGACAAUUUGUUGCAUGUAGUUAAAUUUGUGUCGAUGUUGUUUUCAGAAAAAAAAACUAAGGAGUACAAUAUUUUAAGAUUCCUUGGAACAAUUUUUCAAUGCUCUUUCAGGUCUUUCUUGUUGAUGGUCUCGUAUUGCGUGUAUAUUUGUUUUUAAAAUUAUUUUGUACAGUUAAUGAAACCUUUAAAUCCUAGCUGUAUUUUUCCUUAAUCAAAGGCAUAAUACUGUUAACGCGAACACGAACAAGAACAAUUUUAAUGUGGAGUAAGUAAUAUCCCUUGUUAGUCGGCACAUGCUUAAAUUUGUAUGCCUAAAUUUAUCAGACUUUUUUGGAUUAGUUGAGAAUCUUGAUCAUAAAAAUAAUAGAUACUUACGAUGUUUCCUUGCACAUGUUCAUGGGCCACUGGGCUAGUUUCUUUACAAAGUAUACAUGCUGAAUCAGUUGGCGUCAGGGGGCAUUGGCCAGACUGGAAAAGGUUAGGGCUAAUUGUCUGUCAUUAUUUAAAUUUGUUCAAUCCUUUCCAUAAGACCCAUGUGCGUUCCACAUAUUGCAGUGAUGGGGAAUUAGCUCCUUGGUUCUAUUGUAGAUUGGAUCGGGGGAUUCUGUGCCAAGUUAGUGCUUGCGAUCUAGUCCAUUGCAAUAUUUCAGUGGCAACAAACCAGAAUUAAGUUGCCAUUACAAAAUGACAGAAGUGAGUCUACUUCAUUUUAGAAAGGGACCCCUUAUGGAUGCAUUCAGUUGGUCCUAUCAUAUUUGAGUGGUCCCAAUCAACUUGCCAUUGAAUAUGCAACCACCAACUCAUACACAGGAAAUAUUACGUUAAAAAGAAUGACUUGGAUCUCCUUCGUGGUGUGAACCUAACCCCCCUAAGUCAAGUCAAGAAAAAUUAGUGUGCUACUGCAAGUACGUUCAGCUCUCUCUCUCUCUCUCUCUCAUACAUGUACAUCUAGAUCUGACUGGAUCAUACAUAUCCUGCUCUUGAGCUCUCUGUCUCUCCUAAGUCCGACAGUUGUAUUGUGGUCUUGUGUUUUAGAUUGCUAUUCAUAACCACGUAACUGAAUGUACAUGUCCUGUAAGUUAACCUCAGUCACAGUGCACCCGAUAGUUCUUUUCUUGCUUGCGGUUUGGCAGAUCAAUGGGUGGAGCACCAACCGAAUCACUGCUGGGCCUGUGGAAUGAAUGGGAGAUCCAGCUUCUUGUUGUUCUCAGCUUCACCCUGCAGGUUUUUCUCUUCUUCUUCGCAGGGGUCCGCCGCUACAGCAUCUCGUCUGUUCUGAAGGUCCUCCUCUGGCUGGUAUAUCUGCUUGCUGAUUUCACCGCAACAUAUGCUUUGGGGCACAUGUCAACAAGAUCGUCUCCCAAGCAGCACAAGCUCGUGGCGUUCUGGGCGCCGUUCCUGCUCCUGCACCUCGGCGGCCAGGACACCAUCACAGCCUAUGCCUUGGAGGACAAUCGACUUUGGCUGCGCCACUUGCUAAACCUGUUCGUGCAGGUUUCUGGCGCUGCAUAUGUGCUCUACAAAUAUAGCAUUGCAGGCUGGUCCUUGGUCCCUGCCACAAUCUUGGUUUUCACUGCCGGGGUUAUCAAGUACGGGGAGAGGAUAUGGGCAUUGAAGCAUGCCGGCAUGAAGGAUUCCAAAUGGCCUCUUCGCUCCUGUAUAGAUGUCAAAAAUCAAGAUCACUUACAAGGAGGCUUCACCACGGCCACCACGGGCGGCCAUUUUGCAAUGUAUGAAAACAUCGUACUUAUAACACACUCUUUGCUCUAUAUUUUCAAGCCUGGAAUCAUAGACAGGAAGGUCGGAAUGUCACAGUGGAACGACUAUCCGAAUCUGUGGGUUGCACAGGGAGAUGAUGGGAUCUCAAAAUGGGAGCAGACUAUGUGUCUGAAGGCGAGAGCAGAGUGCAUCUUCAAGGCAGUAGAGGUGGAGCUCUCUCUGAUGUAUGACCUCCUGUACACCAAGGCAGCAGUGAUCCACACAUGGUAUGGCUACUGCAUCCGUGCUACUUGCCUUGCUGCCUCCCUUGCCGCUCUUGUUAUUUUCACAGUAAGCAACAAAGAUGGUUACAGCACACCUGAUAUUGCUACCAGUUACAUUCUUUUGGUUGGGGCUUCUGCACUGGAGAUCAUAUCAGCUCUCAAGGCGGUUGGGUCAACCUGGACAUAUCCCAUCCUGAGAGGCUACAAAUGGGACCGGCUAGCCCGCGCAGUUCUCUUUAUACGUUACUGCUUUGUUGUCGUCAAGGAUGGAAGGUGGUGUGGUUCUGUCGGACAGUAUAAUCUGAUUUCUUUCUGCAGCCGCGAUGCGACCAAGACCAAGCUCAAAGGAAGAAUAGCCAAGUUGAUUGGGCUCGAGGACCGGUGGAACAGAGCUCAUUACACGAGACAUGCCAAACUAUCCCCUGCCUUGAAGGAGCUUGUAUUAAGGAAGCUCGAACAGAUACUGUUUUUGUCAGCCUCACAUGAAUCUUACACGGAUGGUUAUAACCGCUGGCCUGGGCGUUGGGAUCUCAAAUGCACGGGCUUCAAUGGGAGUGAUCUGCUUAACUGGAGCUUCGACUGUGAAUUCGAGGAGAGCAUCCUGAUCUGGCACUUUGCUACAGGCGUCUUCCUCAAUUGCUCUGACGUCGAAUCACAGAUCGACAAGGAUAAUCCUCAAGCUGAAGCAAUCAAUACCCUCUCUGAUUACAUGAUGUACCUCCUCACCGUGCACCGUGACAUCUUGCCCAUCUCAGCCGGAGAGAGCAUCUAUGAUGACACCUGCACUACUUUUGCCGAGGAAUGGCGUUCCUUCUCCAUCGAAAACGAGAAGCAAGGCCUUGUGGCUGAACCACACGACAUGAUUCUGAAGUAUAAAUUCGUGAAGUUUCAUCCGUCAAACACCGCUCGAUUGGGCAAAGCUGUGCUGGUGAGAGCAUGCAGGCUUGUCCGGGGAAUGCUCGGCAUGGAGUUGGACCUCACCGGCAAGCUCCAAGUGAUUGGCCAAGUGUGGGUGGAGAUGCUGUGCCACGCAUCGACGAAUGCCUCUGGGGACUUCCACACUAGGCAGCUGAGCAACGGUGGCGAGUUUGCGACCCACGUCCUGCUCCUCAUGUCAAACGUUGGACUCCACAACAGCGUGAAAGUUAGGUGUGACAUAGAUCCAUUGCCGGAUGAAUUCAUCACCUGCACAUAUGAUGAACAUGGUAACCAUGUUGUUGUCAUGCCGGAGGACAAUGAUGCGACUCUCGAAGAGGCCGUUGACGUUCCAGAGGACAAUUAUGCGACUCUUGAAGAGACCAUUUACGUUCCAGAGGAUGAUGGUACUUCUCAUGAAGAGGCUGCUGACAUCCCAGCUGGGGACGUCAGUGCCCGUCCAAAUGUCGAGCUGGAUUCGGACAAUGUCGAGAGGAACUCUGAAGGGGCCUUCUUAGUUUCUAUGCAACUCUGAAGGGGCCUUUUUCUAUGCAACUCUGAAGGGACCUUGGAGAUGCCGGAGAACGUUACUGUCGGUACAAUGUCGUGCCAUAGUUGAGCUUGCCCAAAAACUCUGAUGAAGCAUCCACUUCUUUCUCGAGUCUGCCACCGUAUUCGUCAGGUGUUAACAUUUGUAAUCCCAUUUCCAUGUCAGUUUCAUUGCGUGGUGGCAAACCAGUGAUCCACUAUGUAAUCUUGCCAACUUAUAAGUCCUCGAGGAAAUCCUGUUGAAAAAUCAGAAACUACUCAUUGGAUUCUACAAUCCUUGUGUAUUUUUUGACCAGUCUGGUAAUCUCUGCUUCUUCUGUGA